Tigriopus californicus is the source of this 981-nucleotide messenger RNA. RefSeq names its product phospholipid scramblase 1-like (gene scramb1). Lineage: Eukaryota; Metazoa; Arthropoda; Copepoda; Harpacticoida; Harpacticidae. Gene Ontology annotation, biological process: plasma membrane phospholipid scrambling. The record is from RefSeq and is a predicted model, not a curated record. Gene Ontology annotation, molecular function: phospholipid scramblase activity. The transcript has 4 exons. Gene Ontology annotation, cellular component: plasma membrane.
UCAGCGGGUCAAAUCGCAAUUGACCAUGUCGCAGCCUCCCCCUUAUUCUAGUUAUGAUACCCAGGAAUAUCCUGCACAACAAUAUCCUCCCCAAAACACUGGGCAUGUCUAUCACCAGCCUCCUCCUCCUGCCCCUCAUCCGGGAUAUCCUCAUCAAGGAUACCCUCAACAGGGCCAAUAUCCUGACCAAGGUCAUCCUAUGGUUAUUCAAACCCAACCGCAAAUGGGUAUGCCAGGAUCCCCACCAGGGGCUAGUGACGUUUUGCCUGGACUCCAAUAUUUGGCCCAAUUGAACCAAGUGCUGGUGAAGCAGAAAGUAGAAAUCUUUGAAGCUUUCACGGGAUUUGAGACCUCGAACAAGUACAAAGUUCUCAAUGCGAUGGGGCAACCGGUGUUUUCCGCCCAGGAGGACACGGAUUGAUGCACACGGAAUUGCUGUGGACCCAUCAGACCAUUCGACAUGAAAAUCACGGACAAUUAUGGCACAGAAGUCAUACACUUGGAUCGUCCCUUCAGAUGUCAAUCAUGUUGUUUUCCGUGUUGUCUUCAAGAAUUGGAGGUUUCAUCACCUCCUGGAAAUUCAAUUGGAUCCGUGGUGCAAAAUUGGAGCAUUUUCUAUCCCAGCUUUACCAUCAAAGAUGCCAACGGUCAGUCAAUGUUCAAGAUCAGUGGACCCUUUUGCACAUGGAGUUGUUGCAACGACGUCGAAUUUGAAAUUUUCGACAUGAAAGGCCAAGAAGUGGGCAAGAUUAGCAAGCAAUGGUCUGGCAUUGGGAGAGAGGCUUUUACGGACGCUGACAAUUUUGGAGUUUCGUUUCCAAUGGAAUUGGAUGUUAAAGCCAAAGCCGUGAUUCUUGGAGCUGUCUUCUUGAUCGACUUUAUGUUUUUCGAAAACUCAAAUAAUCAGCAAAACGAUGGCAUUGGAAUGAUGAGCUGAUAUGUUUUUUAUAUGAAAGUACAAUAAACUAUUGUUAAACUAAA